AUGAAGGGCAACGUCACCACUGUGAUUAAGAACAACUCUAGGCUUCUGACGAUGCUGCCUGGUCCACUAGACCCAGAUGACCCGGACUUAAUUGACCACGUUAAAUCAAGGUAUCUGCACCCUCCUUCCACCGGGCCAUACAACCUGAAGGUGGACCGCCUGAACCCGGCCGAGAGGCUCUACAACGCUUACAGGUUUAGUGACUACGGCUGGCCAGAACUAGAUCGCAUUAUCAAAACACUUUUCGACCCCAAAUCAAAUGGCUUUUUCGUCGAAGCUGGAGCUCUAGACGGCGAAUAUCUUUCCAAUACUUUGUACUUAGAGAGGGAAAAAGGAUGGAAAGGACUUCUCGUGGAACCUGACGAGGAGAUGUUUAGGCUUCUAAGGAAGAAAAACAGAAAAACGUGGUCUAUACACUCGUGUCUGGCGACCAAGCCGUACCCCAUGAAGACAACCUUAGUGAAACUAUCAAAAAAGGUCAACUUGUUUGACGACCUGACCAUCACGGGCUCCCGCGCCCACAACUUCUUGGCGGGGGCGCCAUACGGCUCCGUCGGCGCCAGCGAAAUUGGCUAUCAGACCUUCGAGCGAGUGCAGUGCUUCCCCCUUCAGACGAUCCUGCUCGCCCUUGGGGUCACGCACGUCGACCUCGUGUCCCUGGACAUCGAAGGCGUGGAACGCGACGUGCUCCGGUCAUUCUGGGCGUCCAGGUGCGACGUGGCCGGAGCCCCCACGUGCGUCGAGGUCGAUGUGUGGAUCGUGGAGAGCGUGGACGACAAGAUCUUAGAGUUAGAAUUCGCAGCCAAUGGAUACAGUGUCUAUACCGUCCUGAAGGAUUUAUAUCCGUACAAUUAUGUAUUUAUCAAAAAUGGAACAGAAGUUCACAGAAGAGCCUUCAGUCAACCUCACCAAGACCAGACUAAGGCAAAGUCCACUUUUGUGGAUUUGACAACUGUACCUCAGUUGUCAAAGUCUCGUACCCUUGCGACCACAGGCAAGGAACCUAUUACAAUGCCGGGCCUAACGCUGGAAGAUGCUCUCCUCCCGCUUGACCUGGUCAUUCUGGACAUAUAUAUAAACCUUCCCAGCAAGCAUGCUUACAAGAUGUGGGGAACCUCGGUUGAAGAUUCACUAGAAAAGCACCUUUGGAAACCCAUACCCUCGAAUAUCAUGGAGACUUUGUUUAUGUCAUUUGGUUAA
Molecule: messenger RNA, 1200 nt
Organism: Penaeus chinensis
Lineage: Eukaryota; Metazoa; Arthropoda; Malacostraca; Decapoda; Penaeidae
Exons: 9
Coding region: 1-1200 (399 amino acids)
Source: RefSeq, a predicted model, not a curated record